Molecule: messenger RNA, 560 nt
Organism: Colletes gigas
Lineage: Eukaryota; Metazoa; Arthropoda; Insecta; Hymenoptera; Colletidae
Gene: RpS18
Product: 40S ribosomal protein S18
Exons: 4
Coding region: 61-519 (152 amino acids)
Biological process (GO): translation
Cellular component (GO): small ribosomal subunit; cytosol; ribosome
Molecular function (GO): RNA binding; structural constituent of ribosome
Source: RefSeq, a predicted model, not a curated record
CCGUAGGAAGAAGUUUCCGGUUCCGGUUAGGUCUCUUUCGGCGUUUCAGAGACUGGCAAGAUGUCGCUCGUAAUUCCAGAGAAGUUCCAGCACAUUCUUCGUGUCAUGGGCACGAAUAUUGACGGUAACAGGAAAGUUAUGUUUGCUAUGACAGCAAUCAAAGGUGUCGGUCGUCGUUAUGCUAAUAUUGUGUUAAAAAAAGCUGAUAUCGACUUGGACAAACGUGCUGGAGAAUGCUCUGAGGAAGAAGUUGAGAAAAUAGUAACUAUAAUGACCAAUCCUAGGCAAUACAAAAUCCCCGAUUGGUUCUUAAAUAGACAAAAGGACAUCAUUGAUGGCAAAUAUUCACAGCUUACCAGUUCCAACCUGGAUUCUAAACUUCGUGAAGAUUUGGAGCGUAUGAAGAAAAUUCGUGCACACAGAGGCUUGCGUCAUUACUGGGGUCUUCGCGUGCGUGGUCAACACACAAAGACGACUGGUCGUCGUGGACGUACAGUGGGUGUAUCGAAAAAGAAGUAAUUUUAUAUUUCAUUGCUUAUCAAUAAAUUUAUAAAUCAAAA